Molecule: messenger RNA, 2914 nt
Organism: Sinocyclocheilus grahami
Lineage: Eukaryota; Metazoa; Chordata; Actinopteri; Cypriniformes; Cyprinidae
Product: leucine-rich repeat and immunoglobulin-like domain-containing nogo receptor-interacting protein 2
Exons: 2
Coding region: 375-2198 (607 amino acids)
Cellular component (GO): plasma membrane
Molecular function (GO): protein binding
Source: RefSeq, a predicted model, not a curated record
AAGAGAGAGGCACAGGAGCGAGGGAGACAUCACUGCGAUAUUUCAUCAGCACGGUGCACGUAAGUGUGUCACUAGUUCACUUUGUCUGUGACGGACGGUCAGGUGUCGUUAAUGCUCUCGGUUUUAGCGGAGCUCCUUCGGCAGACGGCAGCCACUGCGAUUCCCCCUUCAACGCUUCCGAUCUCACGCGCUGAUAGACUAGAAGGGCUCUGGACAGUGAUGGAUGCUGUUCAUAGGUAAAGAACAAAAAGUGUGGAUUUCAGGGGGUGGAGAAGGACAGGUUUGGGGCUGUCAGACACAAUAAAGAAGACCUGCCUUCGGGAGAGACACGCAGAGCUUUUGACUGGCUGACUUUACUGACUGAAUAAGUGGCCAUGCUGUUCUCUCCGCUCUCUUGUGCUCUGGGGCUCUCCCUCCUGCCACUCCUCCUGUUUCAGUGCCCCACCCACGCCUGCCCUGCCCGCUGCGAGUGCUCUGUGCCCACGCGUUCUGUGUCAUGCCAUCGCAGGCGGUUAGCGCAGGUGCCUGAAGGCAUCCCUAUAGAGACAAGAGCAUUGGACCUCAGUAAAAACCGGCUGCGCAUUGUGACACCACAGAACUUCUCCUCGCUGCUGUUGCUGGAGGAGCUGGACCUCAGCAACAACCUGUUGUCAUCUGUGGAACCUGGCAGCUUCCGCGCUCAGCCGCGGCUACGCUCACUCCGACUGCGCAGCAAUCAGCUGACUCUGCUGCCGCGCGGAGCGCUGGCUGGCCUCAGCGAGCUCACUCUGCUGGAUGUCAGUCAAAACCGUCUUGUUAUUCUGCUGGACUACGGUUUUGAGGAGCAGCGGAGGCUUCGGGUACUAGAGCUGAGUGAUAAUGAGCUAGUGUUUAUCGCCCCAAGGGCCUUCAGCGGCCUGGCGUCCCUGCGCUCUCUAACGCUGCAGCGAUGCAACCUGAGCACAGUGCCCACACAUGCUCUCGCACAUCUGCACGGUCUAACCAGCCUGCGAUUGCGGGACUUGGGCAUCGUGGAGCUUCAGGCACACACAUUUAAGGGUCUACCACGACUGAAACACCUUGAAGUUGACCGCUGGCCUUUGUUAGAAGGGUUUCCGACCGCCGCUUUGCAGGGGUUGAACCUCAGCACACUCUCCAUUACCCACACCAACUUGACGUCCGUGCCAAUGGUGACACAUCUGCUGUAUCUAACGCAUCUCAACCUGUCUUACAGCCGUAUACGUGUCCUGCCAGCAGGAUGGUUGAGGGGAAUGGACCGGCUGGAAGUUGUACGUGUGCGACAGUCUAACCUGCUCAGUGUGGAACCUCAAGCCUUUCAAGGAGCCUCCUCGCUGCGCCUUCUUGACCUUUGUUACAACCGUCUCUCCACGCUCGAGAGGAGUGUUUUUCAUGCUUCUGAGGCCCUGCAGACUCUUCUGAUUGGCCAGAACCCGUUAGUGUGCGACUGUCGUCUACGCUGGCUCCUGGUGAGGACUCCACCUUUGCUGUAUGGUGAUGUUCAACCUGAAUGUAGUGCUCCUGCUCCCUUGGCUGGGAAGCCUCUUAGGGACCUGGUGGAACCUAAAAUCUCUCGCUACGUUAUCUGCACCAAGCCCAGGGUUGUCUCAAUGGCAACUUACCCAGCACAGGCAGAAGAAGGACAGAGAGCUUGGCUAUACUGCAGUGCGGACGGGGCUCCACCACCUUCUGUGUCAUGGCUGACACCACAUAGGCGGCACAUUACCACAAAAAGUACGGGAAGAAUGGUGGUCCACACUAAUGGCUCGUUGGAGUUCCGCAUGGCAGAGCCUCAGGAUAGCGGCAUGUACGUGUGCGUGGCAUCGAACCCAGCGGGAAAUGCCACUCUUUCCAUCACUGUUGCUGUUAAAAGCUCAGGAAUCAGGGAUAGAGCCCUUUACGCCAACCACAGCUUUCUGUUUGACUCCGACUACAACAGUUCCCUGAUUAAUGGCACGGAAGAGUACACCAUCAGGGUGGUGCUGGACUUCACCACCAUCCUGGUCUCCACAGCAAUGGGCUGCCUCAGCUUCCUGGGUGUCGUCUUGUUCUGUUUCUUGUUGUUGUUUGCAUGGAGCCGUGGCAAAGGGAAGCACAGAGGUAGCGUGGACAUUCAGUACGUCCCACGAAAACGUAAAGGCGCAAACUCAGAACUUACAGAAACAAGUGGGCCCAGACGAGUCAACAUGAAGAUGAUCUAAACUUUUUAAAUGGCAGAGGAUUUCAUGGGUUGCAUGGUUGCGUAUGCGUGUCUGUUGGACUUUGUGAGUCUUUGGGUAUAUGUGCUGCAAAAGAUGCAGAGGAUGUAUUUAAUCAUGAGAGUUUACAUGUGGUAUCUCAAUGAAAAAAAGAAAGAAAAAGAAAAACGCCAAACCAUAUAAUGCGUGUCUUCUGCGAUGCUUCGUCUGUGGAAAGCAUUAUUUGGACAGUGCAGAUGUGAUUAAAUUCAAGUUGUUGUAUAUAUUUCAUAUUUGUGGGAAAGAAUGGUAUAUUUCUAUAUAUAUAUAUAUGAAUAUAUCUAUUUACAGAUACAUUACAAUUACCUUUCAAAACGCUGCAAAAACUCAAGUUGUCUUCCCCAAUAAGCAAAGUAUCUACUGGAAAAAGCCUCGGCAGUGCUGUGUUGUGAAGUGUUUGGUUUUGCUCAGAAUUCCUGUUCUCCUGGGACAUCCUCUUCUUAGCAGAACCUCCGGGGGAAGCGGAGAGUUUCCUGCCAUUUUGUUGUAAAGAUGUUAAAAUGCAAGAAGCCGUUUGACAUGGUGGGUUUCAGGGGCUGUAUUUGUGACUCAGUGGAAGUCUGUGGAACUGUGUGAAAAUGUUCUUUUCUUUUCUUAUGUUCUGUCAAAUGCUGCUCAAAAGUUUUUACAUACUAAAUAUCUGGUUAUAUUUUCCAAAGAAAAUAAAUAUAAAUCGUACA